AUGCCUUUAUCGAGAAAUAAUGCUAUUUUUUCUAAGUUUCCAACAUGGGGUAUCCAUAAACUCUCAGCCGCGCUGGCGAAACGAAUAUUUAUUCCCAUUACGAGUGCCAGUACCCCCGAUCAGAUAGCGGCAAGCCAGCAAGAUCCAUGGAUUGAAUCUUCGAAAUAUGCAUUGGGUUGGGUGUACUUCGCGAUCGUAUUACUCGUUUUUACCAUAAUUAUACGAUCGUAUCACUUUUGGGGGGAUAAAAUCAGGGCUGCGUUAUACAAAGAAGAGAUCCGAGGAUUUGAUAAUGCGCUUUCACCAGAGUCCGACUAUGAAAUGGGCACGCCUGCAACAGGAAAUUCCACUCGCAGUUUUUUUCCAUCUCAUGGCACUCUACCUUCUAGUCCGAAGAGAGACUCAUCCGUCGUGAACAUCCGGUGGUUUAAUAGCCUGAUUGCGUGGGCGCGAUGGAUAUUUUAUCGGCCCAUACCUGUACUAAAAAUAUGGAAAAUUGAGAUCGUGCCGCCAUCGCUUGCAACAAUGGCCCUAGUUAGCUCUGCCUUGAUUUUCGUCACCCUUUACAGCUUCCUUCCACGUCCGCUAUUUUAUCAAAGCAUCCGAGCUGGUUCACCACCCCUGGCAGUGAGAGCUGGAAUGCUCGCUAUCUCUUUAGUACCAUGGAUAGUCGCUCUUAGCAUGAAGGCCAAUCUGAUUAGCUGGCUUACAGGAAUAGGGCACGAACGGUUGAACGUUCUCCACCGAUGGGGCGGCUAUCUCUGUAUGUUUUUGGCACUGGUUCAUACAGUUCCGUUUUAUAUCACUCCCGUUUGGAAUGAUGGGGCUCUCGCAAUAUUUCGUCAGCAAAUUAAAGGAGAUUUUUAUAUCUAUGGCUCCGGGAUAGCGGCACUUAUUCCGCUGGGAAUUCUUUGCAUCCACUCACUACCUAUAUUUAGGAAUCGAGUAUACGAACUGUUCGUUCUGCUCCAUAUCCCGAUAUCUAUAUUCUUUGUGGGCAUAAUGUUUUGGCAUUGCGCAAACUUUUUAACCUCUUGGAACUAUCUAUUCGCAACAAUAGCCAUUUGGCUAACAUCAUAUGUCUCGCGGCUAUUUUAUUCAAACUGGACACAUCCACUGCGCAUGUCUUGGUUGAUUGGCGAAGAAUCAGCAGUGACAAUUCUCCCUGAAAAUGCCGUGAAAGUCACAAUACCUACUGAAGUGAAAUGGAAACCGGGGCAAUAUGUCUACUUGCGAAUGCCUGGCAUUUCAAUAUUCGAUAAUCACCCGUUCACAAUUGCGUCUCUAUGCAGCGACGAUUUUCCGUCUAGUUAUGGGGAACAGUAUAGGGACAUGACGCUCAUUUUCCGACCUUUUAGUGGGUUUACUAAGAAGGUUCUAAAUACUGCUCUCAUGAAGGGGCCAUACAAAACCUAUCGAGCAUUCAUCGACGGGCCCUACGGUGGGAUGAGGAGAGAACUGUCGGCGUUCGACCACGUCAUUUUCUUUGCUGGUGGGAGCGGUAUUACAGCCAUUGCAAGCCAAUUGUUGGAUCUUAUCAAAAGGAUGCGAGAUAGCAAGGCCUUGACUCGCACGGUACGAGUAGUAUGGGCAUUGAAACGACCGGAAACAAUGGAAUGGUUUAAGGAGGAGCUACGGAUAUGUCGAGAAUAUGCACCCGAAGGCACCUUUCGUUGCCAGUUCUACCUUACAGAUGCCAAGAGGUAUAACGGGGAGCAAGCUACCCUCUCUAGACCUCAUAGCGGUGUUUUUCAUGACCGUAUCAACGAAAUUUUUCAGGAUGUUGCCAGUAAGCGCACUUCCGCAUAUAUUCGUGAAGAAGCGGCAGGGGAUGAGGAAAGAGAGAAAGAACUUCGCCGUGAAAAUGAAGAUACAAUUGCCGCUCUCCCAUCUGCAUACAUACCGCAACAACGGCUCCCAGAAUCGAAAUUUCCCAUCCCAGCUGCUGUCGAACAGAGCCACAAUAAUAUGAAUUUUGGCUUCCCUACAACUCCAACUAUGCUACAGAAAAAUCUAAUGCGCUUCGCAUUCUUUCCAUCACAGAAACGAGAUGGCUGGAGAACGGAAUAUGGAAGGCCGGAUAUCCCUUUUUUGUUACGGCAGUAUUCAAGAGAUUUUGGACGAAGGACAUGUGUGUUCGUUUGCGGACCACCCAGUAUGAGGGUGGAUGUUGCCAACACUGUGGCAAGCUUACAGAAAAUGAUUAUAAAUGACCCAAACAAGGAUGAGUUGUUUCUACAUGCAGAAAAUUAUGCCAUUUAA
Ophidiomyces ophidiicola is the source of this 2262-nucleotide messenger RNA. RefSeq lists its product as uncharacterized. Gene Ontology annotation, biological process: intracellular iron ion homeostasis; copper ion import; iron ion transport. NCBI's taxonomy places the organism in Eukaryota, Fungi, Ascomycota, Eurotiomycetes, Onygenales, Onygenaceae. The transcript has a single exon. Gene Ontology annotation, cellular component: plasma membrane. The record is from RefSeq and is a predicted model, not a curated record. Gene Ontology annotation, molecular function: ferric-chelate reductase activity. The coding region runs from base 1 to 2262 and encodes 753 amino acids.